Diaporthe amygdali is the source of this 1326-nucleotide messenger RNA. Its product is annotated as ABC transporter atnG. The transcript has 5 exons. NCBI's taxonomy places the organism in Eukaryota, Fungi, Ascomycota, Sordariomycetes, Diaporthales, Diaporthaceae. The record is from RefSeq and is a predicted model, not a curated record. Gene Ontology annotation, molecular function: ATP hydrolysis activity; ATP binding; ABC-type transporter activity. Gene Ontology annotation, cellular component: membrane. Gene Ontology annotation, biological process: transmembrane transport. The coding region runs from base 1 to 1326 and encodes 441 amino acids.
AUGUUCCUGCAGGCUCCGUUGUCGUUCUUUGUAAGAACUGAUACGGGGGACUUGAUCAAUAGAUUCAGUCAAGAUAUGACACUUCUUGACCAGAAACUGCCAAGUGCACUUUAUGCUGCAUUACAUGGCCUACUUUCAUGUCUGGCCGAUGCAGGCUUGAUAUUCGCGGGCGCAAAGUAUCUUGCCGCCGUAAUUCCUGUUGCAGUCCUGGUGAUGUACACCCUUCAGGUCUUCUACCUCCGUACAUCAUGUCAGAUGCGUUACCUUGACCUCCAGGCUAAGGCGCCCCUCUUUGCCCUCAUUCUAGGAAUGGUCGACGGCUUGGCUACCAUAAGAGCAUUUGGAUGGCAGUCCGCGUUCCGGGCCACGUCGUUCCAGAGGCUCGACGAGUUACAGAAGCCUUAUUAUCUCAUGUUCUGCAUUCAGAGAUGGCUGGCCUUGGUCCUCGACCUCUUCGUUGCAGCCUCGGCUGUGAUUUUAGUAGCAUUUGACAUUUUGACACCCUCCUCAACAAGUGCCAACGCCAUCGCCAUCUCCUUGUACGCUAUCGUGAACUUCAACGAGUCACUGGCACGCCUCAUAACGUCGUGGACGGAGCUAGAGGCGUCACUUGGGGCUAUAUCCAGGCUCAGGGAUUUUGAGAAGCAGACCCCUUCAGAAAUACCUAAAUUUGCUAUCUGCGGUCGUACCAGAAGCGGCAAGUCAUCCCUCGUGCUCGCACUGUUCCGCUUGUUAGAACCGGAUUCGGGCAACAUCUGCAUUGAUGGUGUCGACAUUGCCAACAUUCCCCAUGAUGUCUUGAGGGGUCGCCUCAUCACCAUUCCUCAGGAGCCUCUGCUAUUUCCGGGAACUUUGCGGUCCAACCUAGUCCUGGCUCGGGAUGGGAGCAUUCCGGAAACCGAGCCGACAAUGCACCAAGAUGGACAUCUUGUUGAAACUCUGACUAAGGUCUCACUCUGGCCUGUCGUCUCCUUACACGGUGGGCUCGAUACCGACAUCUCCAACUUUUCCCUCUCGCACGGCCAGAAGCAGCUUCUAUGCCUUGCUCGUGCAGUCGUCAAUAAAACGGCCAGCAAAAUUCUUAUUCUGGAUGAGGCUACGAGCGCAGUUGACCAAGAGACGGAAAGUUUGAUUGUGAAAAUACUGGAGACCGAGUUUGCAUCGCACACUGUAGUGUCUGUCGUUUACAGACUGCACACGGUGCGCGACUCUGAUAUAGUCAUUGUGCUGGACACGGGUAGUGUCGUCGAGAUGGGACCACCAGGGCAACUAUUGGCAGUAGAGGGAGGGAGGUUUAGGAGCAUGUGGAACUCGGGCAGCAUUUAG